Molecule: messenger RNA, 3034 nt
Organism: Sphaerodactylus townsendi
Lineage: Eukaryota; Metazoa; Chordata; Lepidosauria; Squamata; Sphaerodactylidae
Gene: NMNAT2
Product: nicotinamide nucleotide adenylyltransferase 2
Exons: 11
Coding region: 101-1024 (307 amino acids)
Biological process (GO): NAD+ biosynthetic process
Cellular component (GO): Golgi apparatus
Molecular function (GO): nicotinamide-nucleotide adenylyltransferase activity; nicotinate-nucleotide adenylyltransferase activity
Source: RefSeq, a predicted model, not a curated record
GCUCCGAGCUUCCCUGCCUCUGCAGACGCACUGAGACACAAAAAAAGGCGAGAGCGAGAGCGAGCGAGAGGAGAAAGGGAGCCCAGCCCAGCCCCGCACCAUGACCGAAACCACCAAGACCCACGUUAUCCUGCUCGCCUGCGGCAGCUUCAACCCCAUCACCAAGGGCCACAUCCAGAUGUUUGAAAGAGCCCGGGAUUACCUGCACAAGACAGGAAGAUUCAUCGUCAUUGGGGGAAUUGUCUCACCUGUACAUGACUCCUAUGGGAAGCAGGGCCUGGUCUCCAGCCGACACCGCCUGACAAUGUGCCAGUUGGCUGUCCAGUGCUCUGAUUGGAUCAGAGUGGACCCCUGGGAAUGUUACCAGGAUACCUGGCAGACUACGUGCAGUGUACUUGAACACCACCGGGAUCUGAUGAAACGAGUGACUGGCUGCAUCCUCUCCAAUGUCAACACACCAUCCUUGACCCCAGUGAUUGGACAGCCCCAGAAUGAGUCCCCACAACCUAUCUAUCAGAACAGCAACCUUUCCAACAAGCCCACUGCAGCAAAGUUUUUGGGGAAGGUGGGAGAGAGCCUCAGCAGGAUUUGCUGUGUUCGCCCACCAAUGGAACGUUUCACCUUUGUGGAUGAAAAUGCAAAUCUGGGGACAGUUAUGAGAUACGAAGAGAUUGAGCUCCGAAUCUUGCUGCUCUGUGGCAGUGACUUGCUGGAAUCUUUCUGCAUCCCAGGCCUAUGGAUUGAAGCAGAUAUGGAGGUGAUUGUUGGGGAUUUUGGCAUUGUUGUCGUGCCACGAGAUGGUGCCGACACAGAUCGCAUCAUGAACCACUCCUCAGUACUCCGCAAGUACAAAAAUAAUAUCCUGGUUGUGAAGGAUGACGUGAAUCACCCCAUGUCUGUCGUCAGUUCAACCAAAAGCAGACUGGCUCUUCAGCACGGCGAUGGACAUGUUGUGGAUUAUCUGUCACAGCCCGUCAUUGACUACAUCCUCAAGAGCCAGCUGUACCUGAAUGCCUCUGGUUAGCCCCGACCAAACUUGGCACUACACUGAGGCAGACCCAUCACUCAACUUUCCUGCAGUUGCUCAUCACAUUUCUUUCUCUUUUUCUUUCUCACUGCCUAAUGCGUGUGCAUCUGCCUUUUUCGCUCUGACUCUGACAUCCUGUUUCCUACCCCACCUCACCCCAUGCAGGGAAGUGUAGCAUAUAACAGCCAAACAAAUGAAAACCCAGUCAGUGAACCCCUUUUCCCUGUCCUUGGGAGGGAAAACAAAAGCAGGUGCCAUGUGCCUCAAGGGGACGGCUUUGAUGUGUACCUUCCCAGCAUGCGUUAGGGGAAGUAACACUGUCCACCUUCCCAGCAUGCCUUGGGAGCCAGGAAGGUUGUUCUUUUUCCCUAUCCCAUAACCCAUCAACUAAACAAAUCUCAGUGGGUCAUUUUUUUUUCAGUGCUAAUCCCUUUUUUCCAGCUUUUUAUUAUUGUGAUUUGCUCUGUUUAAAAUAGAAUGCAGUUGGCAGAAGGAGAGUCUAACCCACUUGGUAUAGUGCCCAGACUUUUUCGGUCAGCUAUGAAAAGAAUUUAGCCUUGAUUGUUUUUCUUUCAGUGAAGCAGCCCAGAUUCUAAAACAAUGUCAUCUGAAGCAAAAAAAAAUAUUAAAAUAAAAUUAAGGAGAGAGAGGGUUUCCAUUGGAGAAAGGAUGUGAGAAGGGCAGGAAGUAGCCUUGUUUCUUAUACAUUUGAUUGUUCUGGUUGUAAAUAGAUACUUGUUUUAAGGGGAGGGUGGAUUUUAAAUGGGGUUUCUGUCGUGCUUUAGAACCUUUAAAAAAGGGAGCACUUUUUCUUCGUGGGGAGGGAAGAAUAGUUUUUGAGCAUUGCCUCUCAGGGUGAUGCAACCAUCUCAGUGACUUAAAGCAUCCCUGUUGAUUUGGCCCAGGAUUGGGUACCCCAACACUUUCCUUGACUUAAAGCCUCUCAUUUUGUCCAGUAACUCAUUUUGGAGUUCCACCAUUGUUGUGUUCACUGUACCCUUGCUAGUUUUGCUAGUUCUGGCUGGGCUGGAGGAAUUUGCAAUUACCUGCUAUUACCAUCCAUCUAUCCAUCUUUUUGUGAGGAACUGUACUUAGCGCCACAUACAGGGGUGUGUGUGUGUGCAUGUGUGUUGAUUUCCCUAUAUACACACACAUUUCUGGAUAGAGUUGUUCCUUAAACCUUGCCAGAGCAAGAGAACAUUUCCCACACAGUAAUUCCUACAAGAAAUUGGGACUGGGGGAUUCCAGCAGCUACAUGAAUACAGUUUCUAGAUCUCCAAGUGGGGCAGCUUGGUCAGUUUUUGGUGUGUUGGAACUAGUUAGAGCACUAGGAGGUUGUGGGAAGCGUAGUUGGUGGCAAAUUGCAACUUCAGAUAGCCAAAACUGUCUUCUGUGCUUGUGGAUAGGAAAUGUACUGUUUGGAACCCCUCUUUUUGAGUUGAGUGUUUUUGUUGCCCUGUGGCAGAGCCUAGUGCAAGCAAUAGCGGUCAGAACAAGCAUAUGGAGAACAGAGACAGUGGGAUAAUCAAGACACGGGGACAGCUCCUUGAUGCUUGUGCCAACAUCUGGCUUGGUAAGGCACAUUCAACACUCUCAGUACUCCUAAAGACCUACUGCUGUCAGAGCCAGAUGUACCAAAAGGUCACAGCCGCUCUGAUGAAAUUUUUCAACUCAUGGAAGGCUUUAGAUAUUUCCCCAUGCCUUCUAGAUAAAUAGCCCUUUUGCUGUCCUGUCACCCAUAACAACUCCUGUUCCAAAGUGCUUUCUUUCAGUCACACAGAACCCACAAGCCUCUGUUUAUUACAAAACAGCUUCAGCUUCUUGCUGGAAUCUCCCUUACACUUGAAUGCCAAGGUGCAGAGACCAAAGCCAGCAACAGUGUUUAACGGUGAUGAGAAAAGGUAGCAUGGACAUUACACGUGCAAGUGUGUGCUGGGACCGUCAUCAUGGCCUUGCCAAAGAAAGUCUCGAAGGACAUCUUGCAUUGGGAACCAAGGAGAAGGAAGA